This is a messenger RNA of Henningerozyma blattae CBS 6284, 2583 nucleotides long. RefSeq names its product Sto1p (gene STO1). Gene Ontology annotation, cellular component: nuclear cap binding complex; nucleus. NCBI's taxonomy places the organism in Eukaryota, Fungi, Ascomycota, Saccharomycetes, Saccharomycetales, Saccharomycetaceae. Gene Ontology annotation, biological process: mRNA export from nucleus; nuclear-transcribed mRNA catabolic process, nonsense-mediated decay. Gene Ontology annotation, molecular function: protein binding; RNA cap binding; mRNA binding. The record is from RefSeq and is a predicted model, not a curated record. Bases 1 to 2583 code for a protein of 860 amino acids. The transcript has a single exon.
AUGAUUUUACAACCAGAUUUUGUUGAUGAUGAUGAAGGGUUUCAUGAUUAUAGACCUCGUGGCCCAAAAAAACAAAGAAUUCCUCCAGUGGUUCAAUUAUGUAAAGAAAUGAUGCCUGAUAUCCGUACUAUUGGUGAAUCAAUUAAGGCAUUCGAUGAUGAUAUCAAAUUCUUAAGUGAAGCAAUAAGUAAUGAAUAUGGCCAUGAAGAAUAUUUUAACGAUGCUUUAUUACAGACUUUAAAAUCUGUUAUAUUUGAACAACCACAAAAACAACCAUCGAUUGCCCUUUUAACAAUGCAUGUUCAUAAACAAAACUUAGUUGCUGGUAAAAGUAUUAUAAAUUAUUUUUUUGAUGAAUUACAAAAUUUAAUUAAUAAAUCCAUUGUUUUAAAUGAAGAUGAGGAGAUUCCAUCAGAAGAUACUGGUGUUUGGAAUAAAUCAAAAUUAAUAUUAAGAUUUUUUGCUCUAUUAAGUCCAUUACUCAUUGUAGACGAUUUAAUUAAUUUGUUUAAACAAUUUUUUGAUCUUGCAAUUGAAUUAAAUAAGUCUGAUCCAUCAAUUAGAAAUCCAUUAUCUGAAUUGAUCUAUACAAAUACUUUGAUUAAUGUUCCAUAUAUGUUUUAUUUUAAUAAAUCAAAUGAAGAAUUGAAAUCUAAAAUUGAAAAUUUAAUUAUUGAUUUAGAAAAUAAUUUCACUAUUAAUAAUAUUCAGUUAGAUUUAUUAAAUGAAUAUAAUAGCAAAAACCCUCCAUAUAAAAGGCAAUUAUUAAUUGAAUUAAUCUUACCAAAUGUCAAAAGAAUUUUAUCAAAUGAUAUGCAACAAUUAAAUGAACUAUUUAUUGAUUGGUCACAUUUAGAUCCAAAUGUUUCACCAGAUCAAGGUUUUAAUGAAACGUUAAAAUUACCAACUACCGAAGAAUUAUUACCAUUCAGUAAAUUAGAUUCUGAUUUUAUUGGAUCUGUAGAUAAGAUGUGGAAAACUCCAAGAUAUGAUUUCCAUGUUUAUUUACCAAAUUCAGUAGGCGAUUUUUCAACAAUGGUUCCAAUCAACACUUAUCCAGGUCAAUUGUUUAAUGAUAUUAUCAUUGAUAUGGUGGAGAGUAUGGAAUUUAAUAGAAAAGAAGUCGCUAGACAGGUAAUCACUUUAGAUUUGUUCUUUAAGCCAAACUUAUUUGCGCCACCAGGUGAAUCUAUUGCACAGUUAAUUGAAACUUUUGAAGAUAAUCCUUUAAUUCCAACAUUUAAAAUCGAAGAUUUAGCUAUUGAGACAAUUUUGGGACUUUUAUUUAAAUUACCAGAUUUGUCACAACCAUUUGCAUAUUUCUAUACUUUAUUGGUUGAAAUUUGUAAAAAUUCUCCAAAAGCAAUUGCACCAGUCUUCGGUAGAGCUUUUAGAUAUUUUUAUUCUAAUUUAGAUUCAUUGGACUUAGAAUUAAAAUUAAGAUAUUUAGAUUGGUUUUCAGUACAAAUGAGUAAUUUCAAUUUUUCAUGGAAAUGGAAUGAAUGGGAAAAUGAUUCAAUUAAAUUUUCAAAAACUUUUUAUAAUCCAAAAGUUUCAUUUGCAAGAAAUUUAAUUCAAAAAGAAUUAAGAUUAACAUCUAAUUCUUUGGAUAUUGAAGAUAGUUUACCAAUGGAAUUUAAACAAUAUUUGGAUACUUCAUAUAUUCCCAAAGAUCAAUUAUUAUCAUAUUAUCAAUCUUUAUUAUUCAACUAUGAUUUAAAUGAUAAUGACUUAAAAAAAAAUGAUUUGUUAUUUAGGCAAGAUUCCUUCCCAUUAUGUGAAAAUGUUCGUAAAAUUUUAGAUUAUAUUCAUAAAGCUAUUAACCAAAAAGAAGUUACUGAAUUAGAAACUUUAUUAGAAGAAUUAAAAUCUGAUAAUUUAAUUGUUGAUUAUAAUAAAUUCAUUAUUAUUUUGUUAAUCCAAUCUGUUGUUCAUUCUGGUAGUAGAUCUCUAUCUCAUGCUAAUAAGUAUAUUAAUGAUAUAAAAGAUGACUUACAGCAUAUUUUUAAUAAAAUUGAAUUAGACCAAGAAUAUAAAGAACAAAUUAUUGUGGAAGCUAUUUUAAGAUUUUGGAAUACUAAUUCUCAAACUGGGUUUUUAGUUGCAGAUGCCUUUAAACAUGCUGGCUUAAUUUCUGCCAAAUCCAUUAUUAAAUUCACUUUUACAGAGUUUAAUAACAAAAAUUAUUCAUUGUCAGAUGAUACUGCAAUGAAUGCAAUCUUUAGAAAUCUGUCACAAAGAGUAAUUGGUGAAGUUGAUUCGGGAAGUGAUUUUGAAUAUACUUUUGAACAAUUAUGCAUCAUUCUUAAUAAGACAGUAGUUGAAUUGGGCGUAAAUUUAGAUCAAGAAAUCGAUGAUCCAAUUAUUUUAGAAGAUACUGAUCUAGAAAAUGAUUUACCAAGAUUUGAUUUGAUUUGGAAAUAUAAAACUGCUUUAAGCUUUAUUAAAAGUUUAUUAAGAAAAUACUCUACCGAAUAUAAGUUAUUAACAGAGAAAUUCAUGUCAGGGAUGGAUAAUGCUAUUACUCAUGAACCAACCAAGCAGCAAAUUAUAAAUUGGUUGAAUGAGCUUUCUCAAAUCUGA